Messenger RNA from Anarrhichthys ocellatus (wolf-eel), 1168 nucleotides. Its product is annotated as serine/threonine-protein phosphatase 2B catalytic subunit gamma isoform-like. Gene Ontology annotation, molecular function: calmodulin-dependent protein phosphatase activity. Gene Ontology annotation, biological process: calcineurin-mediated signaling. The record is from RefSeq and is a predicted model, not a curated record. Lineage: Eukaryota; Metazoa; Chordata; Actinopteri; Perciformes; Anarhichadidae. The annotation marks the transcript as partial. The transcript is spliced from 4 exons.
UCCGCUAUGUGUGUCCCCCGGUAGCGGUCCCGUACCCCCCCGGUACCCGUCUGUCUGUAAAGGACCUGUAUGUGGACGGGAGGCCCAGCGUGGAGGUCCUGAAGGCUCACCUGGUGAAGGAGGGUCGUGUGGAGGAGGAGACGGCUCUGAGGAUCAUCAACGACGGAGCAGCCAUCCUACGCCAGGAGAAGUGUAUGCUGGAGGUGGAGGCGCCCAUCACAGUGUGUGGAGACGUCCACGGACAGUUCUUCGACCUGAUGAAGCUGUUCGAGGUCGGAGGAUCACCCAGCAGCACCAGAUACCUGUUCCUGGGGGACUACGUAGACCGAGGAUACUUCAGCAUCGAGUGUGUUCUGUUCCUGUGGGUGCUGAAGAUCAACCAUCCCAACACCCUCUUCCUCCUCAGAGGGAACCACGAGUGCCGGCAUCUCACAGAGUACUUCACCUUCAAACAGGAGUGUAAAAUCAAGUACUCAGAGAGGGUCUAUGACGCCUGUAUGGAUGCGUUCGACUGCCUGCCUCUGGCUGCUCUCCUCAACCAGCAGUUCCUCUGUGUUCACGGAGGCCUGAGCCCCGAAGUCACCUGUCUGGAUGACAUCCGGAAGGUAAACCGCUAACACCAAGCAUACUCCUGUUUAUAUUCUACAUGAAGGUCGUUAUACGAUGUAGAAUAAUGCUGCCGUCUCUGUCAGAGAAAAGUCGACUGCUAAAGUAGUAAAGUAUACAAUAUUUCCCUCUGAGAUGAAGCUCGGCUGUUUAAAACAUAUUUAAAAGGCUGUAAAUGUAAAGAGUUUAUGCAGUAAGAGCUGAGAUGAAUCCAUUAGUUUACUGACAAACGAUAAAUAAAAUAGAUGAAAGUUUUCCUUCAUUCUCUUAUUUAACAAACACUGUAAAGCUGCAGAUGAAUCCAUAAUUAAAAAAGUCACAUUUUCAAAUCCUGGUUCGGAUAUAAUAAUUGUAUAUGUAAUCAUUAGAGCCAAAAAAGCUGGAGAAGGUGAGUAAUAUUCAGAUAAACAGUAUUUCUGAGAUUAAACUGGUAAAUUUACACAAAAAAACACAGAUAAAUAGAUAAAUAAUGGAGUCUAAACCCUGUGUUGGGUCUCUGGUCUCUAAUCUGUCUCUCUGUGUCUCCAAUCUGUCUCUCUGUGUCUCCAAUCUGUCUCUCUGU